Messenger RNA from Dinoponera quadriceps, 700 nucleotides. RefSeq lists its product as uncharacterized. The record is from RefSeq and is a predicted model, not a curated record. The transcript has 3 exons. NCBI's taxonomy places the organism in Eukaryota, Metazoa, Arthropoda, Insecta, Hymenoptera, Formicidae. Bases 381 to 680 code for a protein of 99 amino acids.
UGUUAAACCCGUAGGUGUGGUCACUCACCGUGCAAAGGGCGAUCGUUAGAAGCAGCUUGUCAACACGCGCCGCACGAGUCGCGUUCAUCGCGAGGAAAUAACGCCCGGCGCCGUGGCGUGGCUUUUAUGCCCUCAUUGGGUCUCAAUCCGAAUGCAUGAUGCUCGCAAGGGAAAUCGAAUGAUCAACGGAUGGAUUGUUAUUCGUGGGACGCGCGCGGUUUUUCGAACUCGUACACGUCGGAAUUUUUACUUUCACUACAGGUGUAUUACGACAGGCCGUGCCGGUAUAAGCGUAUCGGGAGUAAGCGUGACAAGGUAGUUGUCAUUCUACGUCGGUGACGAUACCAUUGCUGGAUAACGAUCACAUCCGGACGGAUGUCAUGGAUCGGGACUAUUUUUUAUUGAUCGCAGUUUUGCUGCCGGCGUUGUUACUUCACGACGAAAUGAUCGUGUCGGCUACGAGUCCGGUCUUUACGUUUAUACACGAUAUCAUUCAACAUAACAUCGCAGGCGCGCCCGUCGUGCACCAGAAAACAGAGUGGGAUUUCGAUCCGGAAGUCGGCAAGCAGAGAAGGGCGAGGUACGAGCAGGAGAACGGACGUUUCGGUGAGAUCGCGAUAGCAAAGAUCGGAAUGGGUAUCGGAUACAAAGGACCGUGGGGGAAGCUCGUGGAUAAUUGAAAAAGUCAGACUAUCGAUUU